GAACGGUCAGCUGCCUUAUUGAAUUUGACCCGGGAUUUGGUAGAAACAUAUCGAAGAUGCAGUCCCGAAUUUCGAUAUCAGCCAAAAUUGGCACCGAAACGCGUUUUAACACAGCUGAGCCAGGGCGUUCACAACAACGGGUAAAGUCUUCUGUCUCCACAAAAGUUUAGGAGCAAGUAGCACUGGAUUCUCAAAAAAUUAUCAUGAUCUCGAUGCCCAUCUCUAGUAGUACCUUUUCUUUGAUAGGCAUACAUAGUAAGUAACUACCUUUUCCUUUCAUUUUGGUGCGCGGAGCUUUGUCGAUACGCUUUUUUUUGUCGAUCUCCAUUCAAAUGCAAUUCUUUGAAACUCAAAAUUCAGGUACGAUAACUCCAAGCAUGAUUACAUCUGUCGAGUGCGAGACAAUCUGUAUAAUCCGGAUGGUUUAUGCUACUCUAUCAUGGAGCGACUGGGUCAUGGCACAUUCGGGCAGGUUCUCAAGUGCGAAGUCACGGGAAAUUGUAGUGUUGAAACUACUGCUGCGGGAAACUUAUGACGAAGAAGACGAGUAGUUGUUUUCUGUGCGCGAGGAAGUCGGCCCUUCAUAUAGAGUAAGCCUAGUACAAAAUAAAUGCUGCAGUCAGAAACUAGUAGAACUUGGUUGCAUAUGCAUGCAGUUGCAGCUACAAUUAUACAGAAUAUCAAGAAAUACAUGAUUGCGUCUGUUGCUGCUGCAAUUAUUUCAACAUCUUCAAGAAUUUGUUUACUAGCUUGGAGCGUCCGAUAACAUCCCUCCCACUAGGAUGCCCCACCUCCCCAAAAUAAGAAACUAAGCACGGCAAAGAUGUAAGCGAUAUGCGUUCUCAAAUUUCGAAAAUUUUCCACGUUUUGCCAUCGUUUGAGGAUUGGGCCUCGUGCGUUUGAAGUCAAGGGCUAAGAUCCCGAAGCUUUUUGACUUUAAGCCGUUCCGCUGAAAUUCAACUUCUUGGAUUUGCGUUCUUCAAAUUUCGAAAAUUCUCCGCGUUUUAUGGUCGUUCUGGGAUUGAAUUUUGUGCGUUUGAAGCGCUAAAGUCCCAAAGUUUUUGAAUUUCAGCCCUUUCCCUGCGAUUCAGUUUCUUGGAUUUGCAUUUUUCAAAUUUCGAAAAUUUUCCACAUUUUGGCGCCGUUUUGGGGUUGAAUUCUGUGCGUUUGAAGUGCUAAAGUCCCAAAAUUUUUGAUUUUAGGGCCUUUCCCUGAGAUUCAACCUCUUGGCUUCGCGUUUUUCCAAUUUCGAUAAUUUUCCACGUUUUUCGUCGUUUUGGGAGUGAAUCCCGUGCGUCUGAAGUGCUAAGAUCCCAAAAUUUUUGAUUUUAAGCCCUUUGCCUCGAAUUUAAUUCCUUGGAUUCGCGUUUUUUCAAAUUUCGAAAAUUUUCCACACUUUUCGCCAUUUUGAGAGUGAAUCCCGUGAGUCUGAAGUGCUAAGAUCCCAAAAUUUUUGAUUUUAAGCCCUUUGCCUGGAAUUUAAUUCCUUGGAUUCGUGUUUUUUCAAAUUUCGAAAAUUUUCGCCAUUUUGAGAGUGAACCUCGAGAGUUUAAAGUGCUAAGAUCCCAAAAUUUUUGAUUUUAAGCCCUUUGCCUGGAAUUUAAUUCCUUGGAUUUGUUUUUUUUCAAAUUUCGAAAAUUUUCGACAUUUUUCCCCAUUUUGAGGGUGAAUCUCGAGAAUUUGAAAUGCUAAGAUCCGAAAAUUUUUGAUUUUAAGCCCUUUACUUGGAAUUUAAUUCCUUGGGUUCGUGUUUUUUCAAAUUUCGAAAAUUUUCCACAUUUUUCGCCAUUUUCCACAUUUUUCGCCAUUUUGAGAGUGAAUCUCGAGGGUUUGAACUGCUAAGAUCCCAAAAUUUUUGAUUUUAAGCCCUUUCCCCCGAAAUUCAAUUCCAUGGCUUCAUGGUUUCGUGGUUUCCUGGUUUCCUGGUUUCGUGGUUUCAUGGUUUCAUGGUUUCCUGGUUUCAUGGUUUCGUGGUUUCAUGGUUUCAUUGUUUCAUGGUUUCAUGGUUGGGUUCAUGGGUUCAUGGGUUCAUGGGUUUGGGGUUUGUUUGUUUUUGUGUCGGAGGUUUUGGGUUCGGGUGUUGGAGGUUUUGGGUUUGGGUGUUGGAGGUUGAGGUUUCCGACGGGAUGUGUUUGCAAAGUUUUAUUGCUCUUAAUAUUAGUCACCUUCAUAUUCUUGGCUCGGAUCCUCGUUCCCAGCUGGUGCGACGCCCACGAGAUACGCGGCAUUAAAGAUCAUCAAGAACAAACCGGCUUAUUUCCAUCAAGCGCUAGUGGAGGUGCGGAUUCUCAAGCUUUUGAAUGUUACGGGGUCUACUUUUUUAUUUCCUUUUUGUCCUUGUAUGUUUUCACUCUGCACUAUGAUCCGAGGUGCCAAUUUGAAGAAUUUCGAAGCUUUACCCCUGUACUGAGCUCCUAUCCAAUCGAAGAACUACUUACGUCGAUAUAAUAUUAUAACACAGUAUCGCUUAAUACGACACUUCUAAGACGCAAGUGGCGGAUAAGGACGAAGACUCUCGCAUCGUCAAAAUGCUGGAUUUUUUUGUCUUCCGAAAACACCUAUGCAUCGCUUUUGAGAUUCUUAGUAUCAACCUCUACGACGUGCUCAAGCAAAAUGGGUACUUCUUGCAGAAUUAUUAGACCAUCGUGAUGUUGCAGUUGUAGUUGUACUUGUAUGUGAUUUUCAUGCGUACUGCGAGGCAGGCCACGCGUUGAAAUUGAAGACUGGUGAUAGAUGUUGCCUUGGGCUACGGUACAAUGUUGAGCAUGAAUCUGGAAGCACUUUUAACAGGUUCCGCGGGUUGUCGACUCCGCUUAUCCGAAGCAUCAUGGAGCAGAUCAUCAAAGCCUUACAAUGCCUGCGAAAAGCGCGUGUCAUUCACUGCGAUUUGAAGCCAGAGAACGUGCUACUUUCCCCGACGCGGAUGCCGAGUGUCAAGCUCAUCGAUUUUGGUUCGGCGUGCUUCGAAGGUUCUAUUUUUAGAAGAGCACAAGAUCAAGAAGCAAGAACUACCCAAGAUUGAUAGAACACACAAAAGUGAACUUACUCGUUGACGUCUCCAUCUUGAUUUUCUAGAAACAAACUCGACUGACGAUUAUAUAUGUGUGUGCGUUUGGUCGUCGUGUCAUCGGCAUUAGUCAGUGGUGCUCCUCCCUUAUUUUCACAACCAGGUCACAUCGUAUAUACGUAUAUUCAGUCGAGAUUCUACCGAAGUCCAGAGGUCUUACUGGGUCUUCCGUACACCUCUGCCAUUGACAUGUGGAGUCUUGGUUGCAUCUGCGCGGAGCUGUUCAUUGGCCUACCAGUAAGCCUUGUAAACGUUUUCUGUGUUUUUGUAGACGUAGUACUUAGUUGUUUUUGCAUAGACGAUAAAAAAGAUGAAAAUUUCAAACAUUCCCUUGCAUGCGUAUCUACUAUAGAAGGGUAUUCAUUGAAAUUCCCUGCAUCAUUGCACUAAGAAAACAAAUUUUCUCCAAGCGAAUACAACAAUAUUCAGAUCUUUCCUGGGUCAAGCGAAUAUGAUCAGAUGAAGCGCAUCACGGAGAUUGUCGGCCUUCCCCCAAAGGAGAUGAUGGAAGGCGCAUACACUCACAAAUAUUUCGUGCAAACGCCUCCGGAUGAUGAUGACGAGGACCAAGAACUGGAUGCUCCU
Molecule: messenger RNA, 3652 nt
Organism: Amoebophrya sp. A25
Lineage: Eukaryota; Dinophyceae; Syndiniales; Amoebophryaceae
Source: the annotation of a GenBank genome assembly